AUGAUCGGAUCCAAGACUCAAGUGGACCUUAUGAGUAUUUUGAAUGGAAUUUCCCUCCCGGUAUCUGCUAUCCCCUCUCUCCACGCCGGCAAUGGCGUGAUGGAGAAGCGACGAUCCACAGUCCUGCACAGGCGUUCACCUUCGCCAGGUAUUCACUACCCCCUAGGGAGAAGUAGAGGGAGACCUCCAAUCAGGGGGGUUUCCCAAGGAUGGGAAAGGGUUGAAAGGAAUAGACAGUUCAUUAAAGGGUUUAGGAAGUCCCCUCCCCCAACCUUCAGCGGUGCUGGGCGCGCCCGGAUAUCAGGCGGAUUCACUGUCUUCAUUACCAACCUGCCUUUUGACUGCUCCAAAGCAGACAUUGGAAGCAUCUUUGGGAAAUAUGGGAAGGUUAUGGAAGUUUAUCAACCCACAUUCCCGGGUUCGUUGAAACCGAGAGGGUACGCAUUCGUUAGAUUCUCCUACGAAGAUGAUGCUCGCGUGGCUAUUGGAGUUUUGAACGGUAAGAGGAUAGAUGGGAGGUUGGUCACAGUUCAAGCCACUAUCCUUAAAACAGAACCUCGCAAGGUCAGCAAAGCUCCCACUGCCCCACCACCAAUUCCACUAGCACAAAACCCUCAUCCUACAGAGACAUUCUUAAGGAUAAACCCCCUCUCCAUCCCUCCCAACCGUCAGAGACAGAAUCUUUCCUGCUCACAGCAGACAGAGCAUCAGUCGACCUCCACCGCAAGAAUGUCUCUGGCUCUGGUUGGUUACACAUCUCACCCUAGCACACUGAUCAUUCAUCUGCUCUGA
Magnolia sinica is the source of this 792-nucleotide messenger RNA. Its product is annotated as serine/arginine-rich splicing factor SR45-like. The transcript has a single exon. The coding region runs from base 1 to 792 and encodes 263 amino acids. Lineage: Eukaryota; Viridiplantae; Streptophyta; Magnoliopsida; Magnoliales; Magnoliaceae. The record is from RefSeq and is a predicted model, not a curated record. Gene Ontology annotation, molecular function: RNA binding.